Molecule: messenger RNA, 1063 nt
Organism: Centruroides sculpturatus (bark scorpion)
Lineage: Eukaryota; Metazoa; Arthropoda; Arachnida; Scorpiones; Buthidae
Product: leucine-rich repeat-containing protein 4C-like
Exons: 4
Coding region: 94-1023 (309 amino acids)
Cellular component (GO): plasma membrane
Source: RefSeq, a predicted model, not a curated record
GAAAAAAUAAUAUAUGAAAUUUGAGAGAUCUUCCAGAUGAGAUGGAGAUGGCAAUAUGAUAUAUUAAGUUUUACGAUAAUUAUUUUUUAAAUCAUGAAGAAAAGAUUUAUUUUAUUCCUUUGGAUUUCGGUGGUUUCUUCUGCAUGUCCACGGGGUAUAUUUCCGUGCAAAUGCAAACCAGCUAAAAUCAAUUCUGAAGUUACUUGCUCCGGUUUAGAAACCAUUAAAGAUUUGAAAAAAAUACUUGAAAAUCUAAAAAAUGAACCAAUAGAAUAUUUUCUUUUAAAUAAAUCAAAAUUUAAAGAAGUUCCGGUCGAAAUUUUCUCAGGCAAUACCAUAACAACUCUUAACGUAUCCAAUAGCAAAUUUCAAGCUCUUGUCGGAACGAAACCUAUAUUUUCCGGAUUAGAAAAUUCUUUAAAAAAUUUAACGCUUUAUAAUUGUUUUGAUACUUCUACAAUUAAAAGUAUAACCUUCAAUCAUUUGAAGGAAUUGAAGAUUUUGUCGUUAACAAAAAACAGAAUAGAUAUAAUUGAAAACGAUUGGUUCGAUAGUGGACCAUACGGUCUUGAAGAACUAACUAUUGAAAGCACAGGAGGAACAAUAUUAGGAAGCAGAGCAUUCUUUUCUCUCAUCAACUUGAAAGAAAUUUAUUUAGAUGAUAUGAAACUGUCUUCUGUACAACGUAAAAUGUUCCCGAUACCUGCCAAAUAUUUAAAACUUUUACGCAUGAGUCAUAAUGAAAUCGAAGUUCUGCCUCGAGAUAUAUUUUCAGACAUGCCUAAAUUAGAAGAUGUGUAUUUGGAUAACAACGCAAUGAAAACAAUGCCCAUGGAUACUUGGUCACCUGUGUGGAAGCAAUUAGAUAUUGUCUUCGUGACAGGCAAUCCUUUAGUGUGUGAUUCGGCAAUAAAAUGGAUAUUUCAAAUAGAGAAAAAUCAUACUCUAGAAGGAUCUUGCGAUAGUCCUCCAAAUCUUCGUCAUAAAUAUUUGAGCUUAUUAACAAUAAAUGAUUUUGAAUAAUUUGAAUAUUAAUGAUCAGAAAAUCAUUUUAUGAUUUUUC